Messenger RNA from Acanthamoeba castellanii str. Neff, 435 nucleotides. RefSeq lists its product as uncharacterized. NCBI's taxonomy places the organism in Eukaryota, Discosea, Longamoebia, Acanthamoebidae. The coding region runs from base 1 to 435 and encodes 144 amino acids. The transcript is spliced from 3 exons. The record is from RefSeq and is a predicted model, not a curated record.
AUGAUGAAGCUUCCCUCGACCGUCUUGCUCGCCGCGCUGGGGCUCGUGCUGCUCCUGUGCCUGCCCGCCGUACUGGCCGACCGCUGCGGCGGAAACUGUCCGUCGAACAAUUGCAACAGCUGCCCGUGCGGCACUACCCCGGCCUACACGGACGUUGCGUCGGCCUGCCGUCGCUUCAAUGGGUGGAGCCAGUCGUGCUGCGAGUGCAUCAUUCGCCACGAGAGCGGCGGCAACCUGCACGCCGUCAACCACAACCGCGGAGGCAGCAAUGAUGUCGGCCUAUGGCAGAUCAACGACAUGAACUGGAGCUCUUGCAAUGGCGGACAUGCCCCUUGCGACCUGGAGAGCAACCUGAAGUGCGCCAUCAAGGUGUGGGGCUGGGGCCACAACUCCUUCCGCCUGUGGUCCACCUGCAAGGCCUGCGGCUGCUGCUAG